CGUUUAUUGACAAUAUGGCCGUUGCACUGGGCUUGGAUUUGGAGAAAACUGUAAUUUGACAGCGCUCACCGGGUCUGCGUGAACAACCCGUUUCCACCCGAGGAGCGCGAGGAACAGAUGCAUUUGAAUGAAGGGAGCCGCCAAUGCACGGGACGGUGUCAGUGAGCUGAGGAAACGUCCAGACUGUGAAACCCGUCAUGUCGUUUUUCAAGAGGAAAGCCAAAAGCAAAGAACCAGAGCGAGUGACAGAUGCUAAAGUCAAUAGAGCUCCAGUCAGCCCUCACUCUCCAUCAUUAGGACUGAGAAACCACCAUGCCAUCCAGGAGGCUGCGGGGCCCAGCCAUGUGGCCAUCAACGCCAUCUCUGCCAAUAUGGACUCCUUCGCCCGCGGUCGCACCGCCAUCCUCAAGAAACAGCCAAGCCACAUGGAGGCUGCACACUUUGGCGACCUUGGUCAUUCCAGUGUGAACUAUCAGCCCCAGGAGACCCGCUCACGGCUAUCGAAGACGGUGGACCAGGUCCUCCGGGACAAUGUGGCGAUGCCCCACUACAUGCAUUUCAUGGAACUGCAGGGUGCCGACCACCUGGUCCGGUUCUGGUUGGAGGCAGAGAGUUUCCGCUCCACCAGCUGGUCACGAGUCAGAGCACACAGUCUGAAUUCUGUCAAACACAGCUCCUUGGCUGAGCCCGUCCCUGCCUCCCCAGAUGGCUCAGAGCUCCCAAAGACAGCCCCACACACACACAAUGCCCUCACCCGGGAAAGUAGCAAUGAAGGUCCCAUAGCGCCGCCAGAGCGGCGGGACUCCUCCAGCACAGAGGCUGGCCUGAGACCGGGCACCCCUCGAGCAGAGACCCCCAGCAAGCAGGCACCGUCCAGGACAGGGACUCCCUACAAGACACAGUCAAACAGCACCCUGCGAGACCUCUCUGACAAACUCAUGAAAAGUAUAGAGAAAGAUGCAGUUACCAUCUUCACAAAGUACAUUUCUCCAGACGCUGUGAGGCCUAUCCCCAUCACAGAACAGAUCAGAAAUGACAUAGUUGCUAAGAUAUGCGGAGAGGAUGGCAUGGUGGACCCAAACUGCUUUGUUAUUGCACAGGCCGUAGUCUUCACCAUCUUGGAGCAACAGCACUUUAGUGAAUUCCUGCGGAGCCAUCACUUCUGUAAAUACCAGAUUGAAGUGUUGACUAGUGGCUCUGUGUUCCUGGCUGACAUCUUGUUCUGUGAGUCAGCUCUCUUCUACUUCUCUGAGUACAUGGAAAAGGAGGAGGCGAUGAAUGUACUGCAGUUCUGGCUGGCGGCAGACAACUUCCAGAACCAGCUAGCAGCUAAAAAGGGCCAGUAUGAUGGUCAGGAGGCUCAGAACGAUGCCAUGAUCCUCUACGACAAGUAUUUCUCACUCCAAGCUACUAACCCUCUGGGCUUCGGCGACUCUGUGCGGAUGGAGAUAGAGUCGAAUAUCUGCCGAGAGGGAGGGCCUCUCCCUGACUGUUUCACCACUCCGCUCAGACAGGCCUGGACAACCAUGGAGAAGGUCUACAUGCCAGGCUUCCUGUCCAGCAACCUUUACUACAAAUACCUGAGUGACCUCAUCAACUCGGUGCGGGCGGAUGAAUUUGUGAAUGUCAGCACUCCAGGUCAGAGCGGGCCCGCGGACAACGACCGGCCAAGUUCAAAUGCCAGCGAGGGCUCUCACACUCAGCAAGGUGCCAAAAAGGCAGUGAUCAAGAUCCUGAAAAACUUCGAUGAGGCGAUCACCGUGGACGUCGCCAGCCUGGACCCUGAGUCCUUGUACCAGCGGCCAUACGCUGGAAAGAUGACGUUCGGGAAGGUGAAUGAGCUGGGCCAGUUUAUCAGGGAGGCAGAGCCAGAACCGGAUGUGAAGAAAUCCAAAGGCUCUAUGUUUUCUCAAGCCAUGAAGAAAUGGGUCCAAGGCAACUCAGAUGAGGCGCAGGAGGAGAUGGCGUGGCAAAUCGCCAAGAUGAUUGUCAACGACGUUGUCCACCAGUCACAUCAUGACAGCCCGGGCAAGGCCACCAAGCUAUGACCCCACCGAGGAACCAAAGGACCGCCGCUCCCUGCAGACGCCGGCCAAGCCGGCGACAAACCGUGCACAGGGUUCACCCUGCUAUGAACUGCAUUACUCUCAGAACGAACAAGGCUUUUUAUCAUAUCACCACCCCAACCACCGUGUGCGUGUGUGUGUGUGUGUGCGUGGCUGUGAGCUUGGGUGACUGAUUGUUCACGCAUGGGCUAAUGCAAAACUUGAAGUACAUCAUUGUUCCAAUCUUCCAGCUCCAUAACACUAUAAAGGUACACGUGUAGUCGGCAAAAGUAAAGCAAAGCAAGGUGCUUGCGUCAGACUGGAAGAAGUCGCUCCUGAGGAAGGAAACAUUCGCCAUGACGCUAGAAGAAAAGUGGCAUAAAGAAGCAGCAUCUCAGUCAGGACUGUCACCGUGUUGCUGUAGCCAUAGUGUUUGUACAACGUCUUAUCUCGGACCUAUGGAGGACGUGACAAAGACUGAAUUACCCACACUCCUUCAUGACACACCUUCCCACACCUUUUAUAACCAUUCCUUGUUUUUAGAUGACAUUCUCUUUUAAGGGUCAGCUACGUAAGGAUGAAGCAGAUGAAAAUCGUCGGUUUGGAUCGUUGUACAGUUUUUGCAUACGGUUCCCUGAGCCUGCCUGGAGUAGUUCUGUCUGCUGCUCCCCCAUGUGAGCUGUCCCACCUUGGUUGUUAACUGUACGUACUGUAGAACGUCUGGAAAUGUGACAAUGAGACAGAGGAGGUUCUGAUUCAGUUGUUGGACUGGGUCGACUUCCUGUGUGAACUUCCUGGCACCUUCAGAGUGUAGAAGAUGAAAUACUCCCUAAUGAAUUCAAAUGCUCCAGUUGUGUCCAAACUCCAUAUAUAUAUAUAUAUAUAUAUAAAUAUAUAUAUGGAAAUCUACAUGAGACAUGUAGAUUUCUGGUUUACCCCAUAUAUUAAUGUUAGUCCUUUUUUAUGGUGAUGGCUUUUUUUUUAUGCAUCACUGAAACAAAUGUACAGUUAUAACCAGACUGUUCAACUGGAAAGUGUGCUCAGUGAAUUAAUUUUUUUUCUUUUCUUUUGAGCCUUACCAAGAUGUGGAAAAGAACCAGAAAAGAGUCUUGGUACUAUGUACCACUAAUGUUUUCUGACAUGUAUGUGUACUUAAUCUAUAAUAUAUUUAAAUUGUGUUCGAUUUAAAUACAAAUAUUAUGAAAUGUUU
Toxotes jaculatrix (banded archerfish) is the source of this 3255-nucleotide messenger RNA. RefSeq names its product A kinase (PRKA) anchor protein 10 (gene akap10). The record is from RefSeq and is a predicted model, not a curated record. Gene Ontology annotation, molecular function: protein kinase A binding. The transcript is spliced from 15 exons. Bases 198 to 2048 code for a protein of 616 amino acids. Gene Ontology annotation, cellular component: plasma membrane. Gene Ontology annotation, biological process: intracellular protein localization. Lineage: Eukaryota; Metazoa; Chordata; Actinopteri; Toxotidae.